AUGACUAUAGAGGAAGAUGAUCAGAAGUGUCAGACUCCAGAUGUGAAUCCAACAGAUGUCCAUGGUGUUGGAACUGAACAUAAUAACUUAGUCAUCUCAUGGAAGGAGCUGACAGGCCUCCAGUCCAAUGGACCAGGACUACAGUACAAGGUGAACUGGAGACAGAAGGAUGUGGAGGAGGACUGGUUGUCUGAGACCGUGGCUAACGUCUCCAAGUAUGUGGUGUCAGGCACGCCCACUUUCGUACCCUAUGAGGUCAAAGUUCAGGCGGUGAACGACUAUGGAAACGGACCAGCGCCUGAGGCGGUGGUGGGGUAUUCUGGAGAGGACGUGCCCAUGUCAGCCCCAGAGAGUGUCCAGGUGCUGGUUCAGAACGGGACGCUAGCAGAGGUUCACUGGGAGCCUGUCCUCACCUCCAUGGUCAGGGGACGACUCCAGGGCUACAAGGUGUCCUACUGGCGUGAGCGUAGCCUCCACCAGGCAGAGGCUCAGCAGGAGGAGCAGCAGGUGUUGCUCUUCAGUGGGAACAGGACUGACGGCAGACUACCAGGCCUCAGACCCUACAGCCUCUAUACACUGAACAUCAGGGUGGCCAACGGCAAGGGAGAGGGGCCCCCCAGCCCCAACCACAACUUUGAGACCCCAGAGGGAGUCCCUGGUCCUCCUUCCUUCUUGCGUAUAAAGAACACCGACAUGGACUCUCUGACGCUGGAGUGGGGUCCUCCACAGGACAACAAUGGUCGCCUCACCGGCUACACACUCAAAUACCAGCCAGUCAACAGCUCCAAUGAGCUUGGUCCCGUUGAGGAGAUGAUGUUCCCAGCCAAUGAGACCACCGUAAUCCUGGCCGACCUCAAGUACAGCACCCGCUAUAAGUUCUACUUCAACGCUAAGACCAUCAAGGGCUCCGGCCCAACCAUCACAGAGGAGGCUGUCACUAUCAUGGAUGAAGCCUUUAUUCAGCAACCCAUAGUAGAUGUGUUCAAAGGCUACACAGAACCCCAUCUUCCAAUCUCUCCCAUCACUCAGUCUCUGCGCCCCCCGUUUCACAAGGUGCGUCCGAUAGGCCCGGCGUUCACCAAUGUAAACUCCUCUGUGGUGGGAGAGGAGGGAGCAGUGAUAAGUUGGGAAUACUUUGGACCAGAUAAGAAUGUGUAUGUGGAGUAUAUUGUAGAAAACAGUAAAGAAGACUGGACAAAAGAGUGUGUAAACGGCAGUAGCGGGUCUCAGACCCAUCUGAUAAAGGGCUUAAAGCCGGGGACGUCCUAUAGGGUUCGGCUGGCAGUGAAAGACCACUCUGAGGCUACCAUACACAGUACAGAGGAGCUAGUGAUAACGCUGCCAGAAGCAAUGAAAAGCGACCAGGUAGACCUAGCAACUCAGGGUUGGUUCAUAGGGCUGAUGUGUGCCAUCGCUCUCCUCAUCCUCGUCCUUCUCAUCAUCUGCUUCAUCAAGAGGAACAAGGGAGGGAAAUACCCAGUGAAAGAAAAAGAGGAUGCUCAUCAAGACCCAGAGAUCCAGCCUAUGAAGGAUGAUGAUGGGACGUUUGGAGAGUACAGUGACACGGAGGACCACAAGCCUCUGAAGGGCAGCCGGACGCCAUCCAACGGAACGGUGAAGAGGGACGACAGUGAUGACAGCCUGGUGGACUACGGUGAAGGAGGGGAUGGGCAGUUCAACGAGGAUGGAUCCUUCAUCGGCCAGUACAGCGGCAAGAAGGAGAAAGACACGCAUGAGGGCAACGAGAGCUCCGAGGCCCCCUCGCCGGUCAACGCUAUGAACUCCUUCGUCUAGGUAGAGAGACAGUCACCGCUAGCCGAUGGCGAUGCCAUGACGACUGGCUGCCAUGGAAACCGUCACUGUGGUGACCUGACCUGUCACCAUGGAGACCUGCCACCAUAAGGACGUGUCAUCAUGGAGACUCAUCACCGUGGUGACCUGUCACUGUGGCCACCCAUCACCAUGGCUACUUCUGUCACACCCUGUCAUCUCUCCACAGCCUGCCCCUCCUGCCCGCCAACUCCCCACCCCCCCCAUCACACUGUGACUACUCUCACCACCCUCACUGUCACACGAUGGGAGAAACAACUAACCAACCAGAACAGACAUGAGAAGAAGAACCUUAGAACCAUUUGAAAAAGUAGAAGGAGGGAUGUAGGAGCCCAGAAACAGACAGAGAGAGAUGGAGGAUGGAGGAGAAGGCAUCACUGACAAGCAGGAAGUGGAGGAAUGUAUUCCAGGAGCAGACUGGAUUGGUUCUCAUCACCCAGACUGCUCCACAAAGUGCUGGAGAGGGCAUGUGUGUGUUAGGGCCAUUUUAGCUUUUGCAAACGUAUAUAUGAUGACAUAUAUAGAUCGUUGUCUUUUUGCAAACGAUGAUAUCCAUUAGAAUAUAUAUUUUCUCCACAUCACCCAACAUGGCAGUCAACAGUAUACAGUUUUCCAUUCUAUACAUCCAUCUGCUUCUGAUUAAUAUACUGCAUGGAAUGACUGAUAUUCUAAACCAUUACACACGGAAUCAUACUGGUGUCUAGUGUGGGAGCAGAGAUUCACGUUGACUGACUGUACGCGAUGACGGAGCACCUUCAACUACUGGUUAUGCCUUUCAUCAUCUUACCUUUCUACUGUCAGAAGUGUUAUAUUGGUGUUAUAAUACGGGGGAAACUAUGGCAUCAUCAAUGUCUUUGUGAACAUUGCUGUGAAAAGUGUGACUCAGUUUAAAUGCUAUUGUGCCAUGUUAUUUUUGCAAGACAGGACGUGUUUGUAUGUAUACUGUAAUAGCAGAACACAUCUAUGGACUGGAUGGUCAGGGAUAAACACAUUUCUAGUUUGUAGCCCUGAAGAGAAAAGGAGUGAUAAUUAAUACAGAAUAACACCGACACUCCUCACCUCUCUCCAACGAUCCUACACUCACACACAGACGUUGCUGUUUGUCUUUCUUGUUGUUUAGUUGUCUUCCGUUCCACCAGACACAUGGUCUUGUUGCAGUGGCUCUGCUAUCUAACAUGGAGAUUGGAACAGACCCAUUGUUCAUACAGCCUCACCACACACUCAGCUGAGACUGCAUACAGCCUCACCACACACUCAGCUGAGACUGCAUACAGCCUCACCACACACUCAGCUGAGACUGCAUACAGCCUCACCACACACUCAGCUGAGACUGCAUACAGCCUCACCACACACUCAGCUGAGACUGCAUACAGCCUCGCCACACACUCAGCUGAGACUGCAUACAGCCUCGCCACACACUCAGCUGAGACUGCAUACAGCCUCACCACACACUCAGCUGAGACUGCAUACAGCCUCACCACACACUCAGCUGAGACUGCAUACAGCCUCGCCACACACUCAGCUGAGACUGCAUACAGCCUCUCUGAUCAUGGAACAAACAUUGAUCAACAUGUUGGCCUAACCUAUAAAAUGGCCACCAUCCAGCAUAGAUCAACAGCAUUGCAUCUCCACGCUCCUGCCUUGUGUGGAGAGAGAGAACAAGAGAGAGAGAGAACAAGAGAGAGAGAGAGAACGAGAGAGAGAGAACAGAGAGAGAGAGAGAGAACAAGAGAGAGAGAGAGAAGAGAGAACAAGAGA
This is a messenger RNA of Oncorhynchus gorbuscha (pink salmon), 3588 nucleotides long. Its product is annotated as neuronal cell adhesion molecule-like. The transcript is spliced from 14 exons. Gene Ontology annotation, molecular function: cell-cell adhesion mediator activity. The coding region runs from base 1 to 1794 and encodes 597 amino acids. NCBI's taxonomy places the organism in Eukaryota, Metazoa, Chordata, Actinopteri, Salmoniformes, Salmonidae. Gene Ontology annotation, biological process: brain development; cell-cell adhesion. The record is from RefSeq and is a predicted model, not a curated record.